Zychaea mexicana is the source of this 696-nucleotide messenger RNA. RefSeq names its product polyubiquitin. Lineage: Eukaryota; Fungi; Mucoromycota; Mucoromycetes; Mucorales; Lichtheimiaceae. Bases 1 to 696 code for a protein of 231 amino acids. Gene Ontology annotation, cellular component: nucleus; cytoplasm. Gene Ontology annotation, molecular function: zinc ion binding; ubiquitin protein ligase binding; protein tag activity. Gene Ontology annotation, biological process: modification-dependent protein catabolic process; protein ubiquitination. The record is from RefSeq and is a predicted model, not a curated record. The transcript is spliced from 2 exons.
AUGCAAAUCUUCGUCAAGACUCUUACCGGCAAGACCAUUACCCUCGAGGUUGAAUCCAGUGACACUAUUGACAAUGUCAAGACCAAGAUUCAGGAUAAAGAAGGCAUUCCACCAGAUCAGCAACGAUUGAUUUUUGCCGGCAAGCAACUUGAAGACGGCCGCACUCUUUCCGACUACAACAUUCAAAAAGAGUCGACGUUGCACUUGGUGCUACGCUUACGUGGCGGUAUGCAAAUCUUUGUCAAGACGUUAACGGGCAAGACAAUUACUUUGGAGGUUGAGUCGAGCGAUACGAUCGAUAACGUCAAGACCAAGAUCCAGGAUAAGGAAGGCAUCCCGCCAGACCAGCAGCGGUUGAUCUUUGCUGGCAAGCAGUUGGAAGACGGCCGCACCCUGUCGGACUACAACAUCCAAAAGGAGUCAACCUUGCACUUGGUCCUUCGUCUACGUGGUGGUAUGCAGAUCUUUCAGCACGAUGCGUUGAAGCCAAGAAAGAGACGGUGUGCAGUUGAACACUGCUCAAACAAGGUGGUCAAAGUGGUGGGUCUUUGCCGUUACUGCCAGUCUCAGUACUGCUCGCGCCAUCGAUUACCCGAGGAUCAUGCUUGCGUCAACUUGGUCAGCUGCCGGCAAGCAGCUCAUGAACGAAACAGCGUCAAGUUGUUGAGCGAGCGUUGCGUGGCAAGCAAAGUGUAA